Knipowitschia caucasica is the source of this 1263-nucleotide messenger RNA. NCBI's taxonomy places the organism in Eukaryota, Metazoa, Chordata, Actinopteri, Gobiiformes, Gobiidae. The record is from the annotation of a GenBank genome assembly.
AUGAGGGCUGCUCUGAUCCUGACCGCGCUGCUCUGUGCUGCUCUGGCCAAAGACACCUUCCACGGCCAUCAGGUUCUGAGGAUCCAGGCCAAAGAUGAGGUCCAGCUGUCUCUGAUCAAAGACUUGGAGAACAUGUUUGAAGACGAGCUCGAUUUCUGGAGAGACGUGAGCGAUGUGUCCACCCCCGUCGACAUCCGCAUCCCCCCUCACACUCUGGACCAGGUCAAAGAGUACCUGGACUCAUGGGACAUCACCUUCGAGACCAUGAUUGAAGACCUCCAGACCAUUUUGGACGAGGAGCAGGAGGAGAUGGAGUCCGCUGCACGUUUUGGUGAAGCCAGAGACACCGACAGUUUCGACUACGCCAGAUACCACCCCAUCGACGAGCUGUACAGUUUCCAAGACAUGUUGGUGAAGGAAAACCCUACUCUGGUCAGCAAGAUCGUGAUCGGACAGAGCUACCAGGGACGGCCUCUCAACGUGCUCAAGUUCAGCACCGGUGGAAGCAACCGCCCGGCCGUCUGGAUCGACACUGGCAUCCACUCCAGGGAAUGGGUCACUCAGGCCAGUGGCACCUGGUUCGCCAAGAAGAUCGUGGAGGAUUAUGGAAAGGAGCCUGUUCUCACCGCCAUCCUCAACAAGAUGGACAUUCUGCUGGAGAUUGUCACCAACCCUGACGGAUACGCCUACAGCCACUCCUCCAACCGCAUGUGGCGUAAGACCAGGAAGCCCAACCCCGGCUCCAGCUGCGUGGGCGUGGACCCCAACAGGAACUGGGACGCUGGCUUUGGAGGUCCUGGGGCCAGUGGAAGCCCCUGCUCAGAGACAUUCCGUGGUCCUAAAGCUCACUCCGAGUCUGAGGUCAAGUCCAUUGUGGACUUUGUUCAGAAACACGGCAAUAUCAAAGAGUUCAUCUCCAUCCAUGCAUACUCCCAGAUGCUCAUGUACCCCUACGGCUACACACGUACUCCAGUGAAGGACCAGGCCGAGCUUCAUGCCUUAGCUAAGAAGGCUGUCUCCGCUCUGACCUCCGUCUACGGGACCAGAUACAAGUACGGAAGCAUCAUCAACGUCAUCUACCAGGCUAGCGGUGGCACCAUCGACUGGACGUACAACCAGGGCAUCAAAUACUCGUACACGUUUGAGCUGAGAGACACUGGGCGCUACGGCUUCAUCCUGCCGGCCAAUCAGAUCGUCCCGACCGCGAAGGAGACCUGGGCUGCCCUUCUGGAGCUCAUGACGCACGCCAAGAACAACUCCUGA